This is a messenger RNA of Thermothelomyces thermophilus ATCC 42464, 900 nucleotides long. RefSeq lists its product as uncharacterized. Lineage: Eukaryota; Fungi; Ascomycota; Sordariomycetes; Sordariales; Chaetomiaceae. The record is from RefSeq and is a predicted model, not a curated record. The transcript has a single exon. Gene Ontology annotation, cellular component: glycosylphosphatidylinositol-N-acetylglucosaminyltransferase (GPI-GnT) complex. The coding region runs from base 1 to 900 and encodes 299 amino acids. Gene Ontology annotation, biological process: GPI anchor biosynthetic process.
AUGCUCACAACCGCCCCUCGCCUCUACAUCCGCCGGCCGUCCCCCACGACCGCCGAGUUCACCGUCACCACCUGCCCGCCGCUCACCGUUCCGCUCCGCCUGCUCCUGCUGGCCAUCCACCUCCUGCGCGUCGUCCUCGUGUCCGCCUCCGUCCUGGCCCUCUACUCCCGCUUCUUCUUCACCGAGGGCCCCCCCACCAUCACCACUACUACUACCACCAAUACCGCCAACACCACCGUCACCGGCCACCAGCAGCUGGGUCAUGCCACGAGCCACCACGGCACAAACAACGGCAACGGCAACGGCAGCGGCGACGGCAACGAGGCGGGCCCGCUCGCGCUGCUGCUCGGGGGCGACCUGGUCGCCUGCGCGGCGGCGGUGCUGACGGCGGCGCGGCAGUCGCGGGCGGGGGCGCUGCUGGCGGAGGCGACGGCGCCGCUGGCGGACUGGGCGCUGGCGGCGGCGUGCGCGGGCACGGCGUGCGCGGCGGCGUGCCGGUUCCGGCUGCACAAGACCGAGUCGGUGCUGGUGCUGCGGGGGCUGGGCAUCCAGACGUGCGCGUCGGGCGGCGGCGGCGGCGGCGGCUUCGGCGGCGGCUUCGGCGGCUUCUUGAGCCGCUGGUGGUGGGGGGGUUGGGGAACGCAGACGAGGUUCAUCCCGACCGAGAAGAUCCGGGACGUGCUCAUCAACGAGGCCUUCCGCGGCUUCGAGGUGCGGUACUACCUGUGCGUCGUCGUCGAGGACGAGGAGGACGUGGUCGUCUUGUUCCCAGGGACGCUGCCGCGGAGGAAGAUCGUCGAGGCCGUCUGGAGGGGCAUAAGGGGGUGUCUGAUGGAGGGGGAAGGGGAAGAAGAAGGAGGAGGAGGAGGAGGGGGAGGGGGAGGAGAGGAGAAGGGGUGA